AUGAAUAGAUACACGACAAUCAGGCAGCUCGGGGAUGGAACCUAUGGUUCCGUCCUGCUGGGAAGAAGCAUUGAGUCUGGGGAACUGAUUGCUAUUAAAAAAAUGAAAAGAAAGUUUUAUUCCUGGGAGGAAUGCAUGAACCUUCGGGAGGUUAAGUCCUUAAAGAAGCUCAACCAUGCCAAUGUAGUAAAAUUAAAAGAAGUUAUUAGGGAAAAUGAUCAUCUUUAUUUUAUCUUCGAGUACAUGAAGGAAAAUCUUUACCAGCUCAUUAAGGAAAGAAAUAAGUUGUUUCCCGAGUCUGCUAUAAGGAAUAUCAUGUAUCAGAUAUUGCAAGGACUUGCAUUUAUUCACAAACACGGCUUCUUCCAUCGAGACUUAAAGCCUGAGAACCUUCUCUGCAUGGGACCAGAACUUGUGAAAAUUGCAGACUUCGGAUUGGCACGAGAAAUCCGAUCAAGACCUCCAUACACAGACUACGUGUCUACCAGAUGGUAUAGGGCUCCAGAAGUGCUCCUGAGGUCCACCAACUACAGCUCCCCCAUUGAUGUCUGGGCCGUGGGCUGCAUCAUGGCAGAGGUGUAUACUCUCAGGCCGCUCUUUCCUGGGGCCAGCGAAAUUGACACGAUAUUCAAAAUUUGCCAAGUGUUGGGGACACCAAAAAAGACUGACUGGCCUGAAGGCUACCAACUUUCAAAUGCUAUGAACUUCCGCUGGCCCCAGUGCGUACCCAGUAACUUAAAGACCUUGAUUCCCAAUGCUAGCAGUGAAGCAAUUCAGCUCCUGAGAGACAUGCUUCAGUGGGAUCCCAAGAAACGACCAACAGCUAGUCAGGCACUUCGAUAUCCUUACUUCCAGAUUGGACAUCCACUGGGCAUCACUGCACAAAGCCUUCAGGAUUCAGGAAAAUCACAGAAAGACAUCCUGGAGAAGGCAGGCCCAUCUCCUCAUAUUAAGCCAGUCCCUCCUGCCCAGCCCCCAACCAAGCCACACACACGGAUUUCUUCACGGCAACAGCAAGCCAGCCAGCCACCUCAGCAUCUCAUAUACCCCUACAAAGCAGAGGUCUCCAGGACAGAUCACCCCAGCCAUCCGCAGGAGGACAAGCCCAGCCCGUUGCUUUUCCCAUCCCUCCACAACAAAAAUCCUCAGUCGAAAAUAUUAGCUGGCCUGGAGCACAAAAAUGGUGAGAUCAAGCCAAAUAGUAGGAGAAGGUGGGGUCUUAUUUCCAGGUCAACAAAGGAUUCCGAUGAUUGGGCUGACUUGGAUGACUUGGAUUUCAGUCCAUCCCUCACCAGGAUUGACCUGAAAAACAAGAAGAGACAGAGCAAUGACACUCUCUGCAGAUUUGAGAGUGUUUUGGACCUGAAGCCCUCUGAGCCCAUGGGUACAGGAAAUAGUGCCCCCACCCAGACUUCAUAUCAGAGGCGCGACACACCCACUCUGAGAACCGCGGCCAAGCAGCACUACUUGAAACACUCUCGAUACUUGCCAGGAAUAAAUAUAAGGAAUGGCAUACUCCCGAAUCCAGGCAAGGACUUUAUUCCAUCUAAUCCAUGGUCUAGUUCCAGUUUGUCUGGAAAAUCUUCAGGGACAGUAUCAGUAAUCAGCAAAAUAAAUUCAGUUGGUUCCAGCUCUACGAGUUCUAGUGGAUUGACUGGAAACUAUAUUCCUUCCUUUUUGAAAAAAGAAAUUGGUUCUGCUAUACAAAGGGUACACCUGGCACCUCUUCCAGACCCUUCCCCUGGUUAUUCUUCUCUGAAGGCUGUGAGACCUCAUCCUGGGCGACCUUUCUUCCACACCCAGCCUAGAAGCACUCCUGGGUUGAUACCACGGCCCCCAGCCGCCCAGCCAGUACACGGCCGGACAGACUGGGCUUCCAAAUACGCAUCUCGGCGAUGACUGUCUCAGUGAUGAAGCCUUCUGCGGGGGAAAGCAGGACACUUUCCCUUGGCCAACUCACGUUCUGUCUGCAAGAAAUGUGCAGAUAGUGUGAAAGCAAACACUUUAUAGUUAUUCUUCUGAAACUAAAACAUUUCAAUAUUCUUUAAAGUUUUUUUUAAAUAUUGAUUUGAAUGCAAUACCCUUUU
Molecule: messenger RNA, 2087 nt
Organism: Cynocephalus volans (Philippine flying lemur)
Lineage: Eukaryota; Metazoa; Chordata; Mammalia; Dermoptera; Cynocephalidae
Gene: CILK1
Product: ciliogenesis associated kinase 1
Exons: 13
Coding region: 1-1899 (632 amino acids)
Biological process (GO): intracellular signal transduction; cilium assembly; intraciliary transport
Cellular component (GO): nucleus; cilium; cytoplasm
Molecular function (GO): ATP binding; protein serine/threonine kinase activity
Source: RefSeq, a predicted model, not a curated record